Crotalus tigris (Tiger rattlesnake) is the source of this 2770-nucleotide messenger RNA. It is a transcript of the gene SET, whose product is annotated as SET nuclear proto-oncogene. Gene Ontology annotation, molecular function: chromatin binding; histone binding. Bases 589 to 1422 code for a protein of 277 amino acids. The transcript has 8 exons. Gene Ontology annotation, biological process: nucleosome assembly. Gene Ontology annotation, cellular component: chromatin; nucleus. NCBI's taxonomy places the organism in Eukaryota, Metazoa, Chordata, Lepidosauria, Squamata, Viperidae. The record is from RefSeq and is a predicted model, not a curated record.
CUCUCUCUCUCUCUCUCUCUCAGCCGCGCAUGCGGCUUGGCUCGACUUCAUCCUCUCUCCUGCUGCCACCCGAUUGGGGAGAGUGCUUACAGGCCCCGCGCGCGCCUGCGCGCUCCCCCGCGGGCCUUCGCCCGCCGCGGAGAAGAGGCCGAGUGCGCGUGCGCGGUGCCCCCCUCGCCGUCGCCCAGCGUCCGGGAGGGGCCGCCUCUGCGCCUGCGCGUCUCAGGGGGCGGUAGAAGCGGCCGAGUCGGGCCUUGCUCUGCGCAGUCGCCGUGCGCGCCUUCAGUCUGCUGGCGGCCGCGGGAGGGCGAGGAGAGAAAGCACUUCUCUGCGCCUGCGCAGCGCUCGCCCCUCGCCUGGAGGAGCCUGAGGAGGCGGCGGCGGCGGCGGCGGUCAUCGCGUGAGGCGACCCGGGCUCGGCCACCCACCGCCGCCUCGGUCGAAGCGCGGCCUUGCGGCCCAGCGGGCGGAGCGCGGCCGAGAGCCGGCGAGCGAGAGCCGGGGAGAGCGCGGCGGCGGCAGGAACGCGGCGGCCGGGCCAGGCCGGUCUGAGGCGAGGCGAGGCUCCGCGCUCCCUCCUCCCUCAACAUGUCGGCGCCGGCGGCCAAAGUCACCAAGAAGGAGCUCAACUCCAACCACGACGGGGCCGACGAGAUCUCCGACAAAGAGCAGCAGGAAGCGAUUGAACAUAUUGAUGAAGUACAGAACGAAAUAGACAGACUGAACGAACAAGCCAGUGAGGAAAUUUUGAAAGUAGAACAGAAAUACAACAAACUCCGCCAACCAUUCUUCCAGAAAAGGUCAGAAUUGAUCGCCAAAAUCCCCAACUUUUGGGUUACAACAUUUGUCAACCACCCACAAGUAUCUGCACUGCUGGGAGAGGAAGAUGAAGAGGCAUUGCAUUAUUUGAUCAGAGUUGAGGUGACAGAGUUUGAGGACAUCAAAUCAGGUUACAGAAUAGAUUUUUAUUUUGAUGAGAAUCCCUAUUUUGAAAACAAGAUGCUCUCCAAAGAGUUUCAUCUGAAUGAAAGUGGAGACCCCUCAUCCAAGUCCAGUGAAAUCAAAUGGAAAUCUGGGAAGGACCUGACAAAGCGCUCAAGCCAGACGCAGAACAAGGCCAGCAGAAAGAGGCAGCAUGAAGAACCGGAGAGCUUCUUUACCUGGUUCACCGACCACUCUGAUGCGGGCGCCGAUGAACUGGGGGAGGUCAUCAAGGAUGACAUCUGGCCAAAUCCGCUGCAGUACUACUUGGUACCUGAUAUGGAUGAUGAAGAAGGUGAGGGAGAGGAGGAUGACGACGACGACGAAGAGGAGGAAGGCUUGGAGGACAUCGAUGAGGAAGGUGAUGAAGAUGAGGGUGAGGAAGAUGAAGAUGAUGAUGAGGGAGAAGAAGGAGAGGAGGAUGAAGGAGAUGACGACUGAACACUGACAGAUUCCAACCUUCCUUUUCCCUCCACCAGUCCCUGGGAGCAAAUUGCUGUCUUAUUCCUUCCCCCCUUCCAUUCCCCCCCCCCGCCCUCUUGUACUCAGUCGCAUUGUUCUCCCGAGGUCUUUUCUUUCUUCUCUUCACCAUGGUUCACAAAUAAUUUUGGAGAAAAAUAUCUUGAGCAGAAUACAGUGGAAGAGAAUCUCGACCCAUUUCAAUUUUUUUAAUCCCUGUUUUUGAAAUGAAAAGAAAAAAGAAAAAAACUGUCAGUGGCAUCAGCGCACUGUGUUCUGUGGGGAAGAACGAGAACCGUCUGCUCCUGCUGGAGGCUGCGGAGUGCUAGGCCCCCCUGUGUGGUAGUGCAUAGAAUCUAGCUUUUUCCUUCUCUCUGUAUAUUGGGUUCAGAGAUUACACUGUGUCUCUUAUGUGAAUAUGGACAGUUAGCAUUUACCAACAUGUAUCUGUCUAUUUCUCUUGUUUAAAAAAAAUGAAAAAAGCUAAAAAAAAUGGGGGGUUAUAGACAGGGUAAGCAAGGGGUGGGUUUCAGAUGUUGGGGUGGGUUAAAUGGGCAUUUUGACAAAACAUGGCUUCUUCUCCUUUUGGCAUGUUUAAUCGUGAUGUUUAACAAACAUCUUUGCAGUUUAAGACGACACUUUAGAAAUGAAAAAAAAAUUAAUUAAAUUCUCCUAAUGAUUACAGUUCAGCCCUUCCACUUGACGGAGAAUCAGCAAACCCUGUAGGAUCUUAUUUGGAAUUUACAUUCUCUACUGUAAUUUUGUUCCUUGUUUUGGUUUUUUUUUUCCAACUUUUUUUUGUUUCACUGGAAAAAAGAAAGAUGCUCAGUUUUAAACGUUAAAAAAGUGUACAAGUUGCUUUGUUACAAUAAAACUUAAUGUGUACACAAGGGGGCUAAUAGUCAUCACUAAACAGAGCCUGCUUUGGACCCGUCCCAAUGAGUUUGGUGUUUCAGCAUAAUACCCCUAGAGCAAAAUACAUCACAAGGGACACUAAAGCCAAAGCGUUGGUUGUGCAAGCAGUUGCAACCCCCUUCCCCUCUCCAGUAUCGUUAUUCUGUCUGGGGCUGGUGGGGUCCAGGUUCAGGCUAAACGUCAUUCCUUGCUUUUAUUAUUUUUUUUUUUUCCUGUGAAUUGUGACUGGCUGUUUCUGUGUGGUGGAAAAACUUGGCAGCCCAUGAAUAAGCUGGCUUGUUUUCCAAACACGAUUUCUGGGGAGAUGAAGACGCUUGAGGUAUCCUAGAGUGAUGCUUUUUAAAUUUUAAUUCAAUGUAGGAAGAAUUGUGUAACUUCAUCUGUUGAUAUCAAUAAAGAUCAUCACUGGAUUGGC